CUACUUCAACGGAAACUCUCGACCGUCGCCCUCGUCGCGCCUCAACAUGGCUACGCAACUCAAUGCGCAAAACUCGCCCAAUAACACUGCCAGAUCAUCAUUUCGAUCCCCAGAAAACUCCACAGAAUGCCUCCCCUGACGACAGUAUUAACGCAUCACUUAGCACUGUGUGCACAGACCUCGCCAGCAUGCCUCACCAUGAUCAGCAAGAAUCUCUCCACUCGCACGAAGACUACAACGAACUCAGCUCCAUCACGACCCUUCCCGCAUCGGAAUUGGAUCCUCCGACGCAGGAAACCAUAACCACUGAGUCCUAUCAACAGACUGAACCAUCUCCGCCGUCCACCCCACUGCCCAGUGCCCCCAUCACCGAGGAGGAUCUCAUCCCCUACUUCGUGUCGGCCUCACUCCACGAUCGAACGGUGGACCUGCCACCUCCUCCCCCGCUGGAAACGAACCUGGACAGCCCCACACAGAUGAACCGCCCACGGCAAACCGGACGACGUUCCGAGGUGCGACCCCGCGUGGUAGCGAUCACAGCCGAACGGGACGCCCUCACCAACCAGCUGAUCAUUCGAACCAGCACAAGCCCGAACCAACGAAUCAGUAGCAACGGCUCGUCGUCAUCAUUCCGCCAGCAGCAGGGCCCUAACGCACAUCACAACCAUCGCCAACAAUCGGCUCAUCACCAUCAUCAACAUCACCACCACCAUCACAAUCGAUACGGCGGGAUGGGAUCGGAAACGAGUUCCAUCGGUUCGUCGCGGAAUCCGAGCCCGGUGUCGCUGCUGUCAACGACCACGUUCAGUUCGAUUGCGUCCGAAAGGCCCCACUCAAGGCCAAGCGACGAUGGCUCAAGGCGCGGUGGCGGUGACGUAACGAGUCUGGCCAUCGGAACGGAAUCGACGAUGACGGCAGCCAACACCGGUACCAAUGCGGCCACCACUCGGAACGGGUCGCUCCACUCAACGGCGAUUACCAUCGGGAACCACGCAACAGUGGACGACGAUUCCGACUCUUCGGAUGACGAUGAAUCGGUUCCGGAAAUGGACCGAAAUGGACGACCGAAACCGCAGUGGCCGCAUAUGCUGUCCCGGGCGAUGGCGUGCAGCUUCUGUACGCUCGGGUUGUUUAACAUGUCCCGGUUCGCCAUCUUCAGUAUUCACUUCGGUGCGAAUUUCAUCGUGCAGUUUCUGAUAUUUUCGUUCCUGUUCGGAAUUCCGAUGCUGUGGCUGCAGAUGGUGCUCGGUUCGAGGGUGCGGGGUGGACCGGUGACGAUGUGGCGAAUCAGCCCGAUCUGCAAGGGCAUCGGGAUAGCACUGAUCCUGGCGCAAGGAUUAAUUUCACUCUACUCGGCCAUCUCACUCAGCUGGGUGCUAGUCUACUUCCGGGAUUCGUUGGUAUCCCGAAGCGAAAAAUACCGGUGGCAGGAGAUAUUCGAAAUGUAUAGAGGACCUGGAAAUCAAUCGUUCCGGCUGUCGGAUACGGUUGCGGAUUACUUCAAUGGCGUUGUGCUUCAGAGGCAUCAACUUGGUCCGGGGGUUCGCGGGACCAACGGCAUCGGAGCGGUGCGUUUCCAAUUGGCAUUCAAUUUGGCCAUCUUGUGGACUUUUGUGUUUGUGGUGUUGUGCAAAGGAAUUCGUUCGUUCGGAAAGAUAGUGAUUGGAGUGUUUAGUUGUGGCUUCGUCGGUCUAAUAGCCGUUACCUCGAAAUUUCUUUCGAUGGUUAAUUACGACAGUAUAAAAAAUGUGUUUCCCGCUACAGAUUGGGCGGAUUUCUUUAUCAACUCCAAGAGUUGGAUGAGUGCAGCACAGGAAACAUUUCUGACGUGGGGUCUGUUAGGAGUUUCGGUGUAUUCUAUUAGCUGCCGAACCAAUCGAAAGGGUGGCUCGAGGAGGAGUAAACGCGAGCUGCGACGAGAUGCCUUGCUGGUUGUGGUAGUGACCCUCACCGGGCUGAUGCUGGCUGCCGCUUUUGGAAGUGCUUGCGUGCAGAUUUUGAAUAAUCGAGGAUAUUACUACUUUCCCGGAUCGUAUGAAAACAUAGGCACGGACAUCUUCCUGCUGCCGGCAGAUCAGCCUCUGCCGCCACAGCACGCCAACAUGCCCACCAAGUGGCUCAUCCGCUACUCGAUGGUUCUUGGUGAAAGUUUCAAACGACCGUACGCCAACCCCCACCAGGAAAGUGGCUACCAGGUGCUCCGUCUGGUGACGGAACUGUUCCCGACGCUGGCCGCCGCUACCCAAGAACACAUCGCCCCCAUUUGGAGUCUGCUCGGCUUCCUGACGCUGCUGAUGUUCGGACUGGGACAGCUGUGCGCCAUGUGGAAACCGAUAGCCGGUGCGAUUGGUGACUCGCCGUCGUCGAUUGUGCUCAGCUGCGUGACCGGAUUGUUUAUGGGCAUACCGCUGGCCACCGAGAGUGGCAUCACGAUCAUCCACUAUCUGGACAUGGUGCUCGGAGGAGCGUGGUGGUUGCUGCUGCUGUGGAUAGGGCAUAUUUUGGCCAUAUUUCUGGUGCGUGGGAGACCUUUGACCAGUGAUAUAUUGGUGAACGAUCUAUGGCUGGGCCAAACUUUUUCUGCGUUUAUUGCGUUCGCGUGGAACUUCCUGAUGCCGAUUGGAAUGAUCUUUUUGUGUAUCAUGGAAUAUCGUGUUUCCAACUCGAACUCGUUGUUUAACUGGAAGCAUGGAGGGUAUUGGCCAUUGUGGGCUCGACAAAUUGGCGGAUUCAUUCAGGUCGCCUUUCUAUUAUUGGUUCCUGUGGUGACGGUGAUACAAAUUUAUCGUUACCUGAGCAAGGGACCUCCGGAUAUUCUGGAUCGAUUUGAUCUUCUACUAAGGCCAACUAUGGGAUCCCGUGAUGGAACUUCGAAUGGCAACAACAGUAGAAUGCAAUAUACGCGUCGACCAGCGCCGCCACUUCCGGUGCGUACCAUCAAUUCUGGUUCGACGAUGAUUUCACUCGAAUCGAGGCCACCCCAGGACGAUGCACCGCCCAAGUAUACACCACCUCCGUCCUAUACCACGGCCACCGGUGCCAGAAUUGCCAAAAUGUUACGUAACAGCAUCCGUCGCAGCGUACGAAGGAUCAUAGGCGAAUCGAGUGGCAACCGUCAGCGAGCUCCCAUCCCAGUGCACAGUUCUGCCAAUCCCGCUGGCGACGAACUGCCUCCUCCGGAUUACUCCACUAUUCUGUCGAACCACACGCUGCCAUCGGGUAACACUGUUUCGCUUCCCCCGUCCGGGCUUGAAAUGGGUCCUCGAGUGCUGUACAACAGCGAAACUCUUAGCGGUCGUCGCCGCCAUCGGUCGCUGACGACCGGCAACGGAACACAACAGCAGCUUCCGCAACAAAACCUGACCGCAAACGAUGUUUUACAAAUCCUUCGUCCGGUGACCAGCAGUCACAACAGUAACGCAAUGCCCGCCGACGAGCCGUCAUCUCUGAACCGAACGCCUUCGUUCGCUGUGGCGGCCACAGCCGCCAUCGGAUACGGUAACGUUGAUCUAGUGGUGAGAAAUUCCCUCUCGCGGCGCCAUUCGGUCGGAGGAUCAGUCGAGAACUUGGUGCUUGGAGCUGCACCCAUUGGCGAUUCCAGCAUUAUAACCCUUGCGGUGGACGAUGACGACGACGACUACGCCCGAAAUGACGCGGAACGACGCCGGAAUGGUAACGAUUCUGUGAUAUGAAAUUGAGGAAUUCGUAUUGUGCAUUACUGUUAGGAAACCAGAAUUACGCUUCAGGUGUUUUCAACAUAGAAUAUGAUCUACUUUGCGCUUGUAGCCGAACCCGCGAGCACAUAAUUUCGUCCUACACAUUUCACUUACUUCAAACAAAUGACUCACAAUAAUUUAUUCGUAGAUAACGCAAAAAGGAUUAAUCGCUUUCAAUUCACGCGUGAUGUAGACUAGGGUUCAGCGUAGUGUAAAUUUUGGUUGAGAUGAGAUUGAAUGACGACGAUAAAUAAUUAGAAUUUAGCUUUUAGUGAUGUAAUUCAAACUUGACCCCGUCCGAUAUAAGAAUCGAUUUUGUAAUAUGAGUAUAUAAGGAAUGAAA
Messenger RNA from Armigeres subalbatus, 4059 nucleotides. RefSeq names its product sodium-dependent transporter bedraggled-like. Gene Ontology annotation, cellular component: plasma membrane. The record is from RefSeq and is a predicted model, not a curated record. Gene Ontology annotation, biological process: sodium ion transmembrane transport. NCBI's taxonomy places the organism in Eukaryota, Metazoa, Arthropoda, Insecta, Diptera, Culicidae.